Penaeus vannamei (Pacific white shrimp) is the source of this 718-nucleotide messenger RNA. NCBI's taxonomy places the organism in Eukaryota, Metazoa, Arthropoda, Malacostraca, Decapoda, Penaeidae. The record is from RefSeq and is a predicted model, not a curated record.
AGGUCGGACGUGGUAGUUAUCGUCCUCGCUCGCCCAACACGCUCGCUCACGCCGCCGUCGGACUGUGUAGAGUGAGGGAGGGCUUGAGGGCCACGGCAAGUGUGGGGGCAUGGCAGGAUGUGGCCCGCGGCGGGGAUAGGGUGAAGGCCUCAUCUCAUGCAUAUAACGUGGGGUGCCGAAAUGACAUCACAAUGAGCUGUUUCGGUACACCCACUGGGCGGCCGUGCGUGCGUGUACAGGCCCGGGACAAAACUCGUGAUUGGUGAAGAAGUGAAUAAAAAAUAGAAAAUUAUAAAAAAAAAGAGAUAGAGAGAUAACGAAGAAAAAGUGAAAUUUGUUUGUUGAUGCUGAGUGUGUGAUGUUUGACUUUUGAUAUAUGUGGGUGAUUUGUGGAGAAAAGUGCUAAAUUAAUAAAUAAUUAUUCGUGUGAAUAUAAUUUAGUGGUGUAGUUCCCCCAUCCAAAGAUCCACCGAUAACAAACUUAAAUAAAUAAAGGAAAAAAAAUCAGUGAAAAAAUAAAUCAAAUUUGAUUGAAGUAAAAAUCAUUAUAAAAAAUAAUAAUUUUCAAAAUCAUAAAGCCUAACACCUUGAAAAGAACGUCCCGUGAAGUAAUUAAAUCGGAAGAGAGUAAAUUCAAAGCAUAUUACGAGCGUCCAUCUUCAUCGGCAACAUGGAGGCCCAUCGGAAGAUCCUGCUGCUCGUCCUCUGCUUAUUAGGU